ACACCCCCCCCAUCUGGCUUUGUCCCCCCAGUUUUGCCCCUAGUAAGAGGGAACCCUCUGCCCCCUGAUGCCACCAGUCCCUUCCAGUACGAUUGGCACCGCCUGCGUGUGGCCGGGCUCGUGGUGGCCGCUGUCCUGUGCGUGGUUGGCAUCAUCGUCCUCCUCAGUGGGAAGUGCAAGUGUGGGAGCAAAGCCAGACGCCGUUAUCCUCCCCCGGAAUCCUCCCACCUCAUUGCUCCUGGAGCCACCAGCACGUGUUGAAGUGACCCCAAGUGUCCCCAGUGGAGAUGGGGGAUGGGGGGGGGGGUAUUUUGGGGUGAAUCUCUCCGAAAGCAGCAAGAAAUGGGACACUGAAUAAAAAAUGAUGGUUUAAAAGGGAA
Molecule: messenger RNA, 380 nt
Organism: Pezoporus flaviventris
Lineage: Eukaryota; Metazoa; Chordata; Aves; Psittaciformes; Psittacidae
Product: FXYD domain-containing ion transport regulator 3-like
Exons: 6
Biological process (GO): regulation of sodium ion transmembrane transporter activity
Cellular component (GO): membrane
Molecular function (GO): sodium channel regulator activity
Source: RefSeq, a predicted model, not a curated record